AUGGCCGCCUCGCUCCGCUUUUUGUUCUACCUUCUUAAUUUCUCCUUUUUAAUUUUAAUUAAAUUAAUUAAUUGUUUACAAACAACAGAAUCUGUUUCUUCUUGCGGCGUAGCUACACCUGCGGCCUUUGCUGCUGCAGAGUACCAGUUGCUGCUACGGCAGCCACUCCCCAGGCGAUACGCCACUGCUGCGGCUCCCGCAGCAGCAGCAGCAGCAGCAACUGCAGCAACAGCAGCAGCAGCAGCAGCAGCAGCAGCAGCGAACUCGUUUGCUUUGCCCAAGUGCCCCCCAGCCGACGCGCUGCUGUCGGCCAGGCCGCCGCUGCAGCAGCCGCCGCCAGGUGUGCACAAAACACCAGCAGCAGGAGCAGCAGCAGCUGCUGCUGUAGCACUGCAGCAAUAUGCAGUGAACGCCACGAGAGCAGCAGCAGCUGCUGCUGCUGCCCUCAAGUUUUUCCCUGCCAGAGUCCAGAACCCAACAGCGAAGCAACUGCUGCACCUACUCAUGCAGCAGCAGCAGCAGCAAGAGCAGCAGCAGCAGCAGCAGCGGCUACUAGUGCAGCAGCAGCAGUUGUCCAGAGAAAGAAUCGAACAUCUAUACUCCGCAGCAGCAGCAAAGCUGCGGCAGCUGCUGCUGCUGCAUGCACCCGCGCUGCAGCAGUACGCGAAUCUAAGGGGCUCAGUGGAGUGGCUUUUGUCUAAAGGAUUCCUUUUGGAGCGCGGGUGGAGUCGAGGCCCCUGCGUGUGCUUCGUCUCAGCAGCAGCUGCAGCAGAUGCAGCAGCAGCAGCAGCAGCAGCAGCAGCAGCAUCCAUGCCCGCAGCGCUGGAUGUUACCCCGCCUUUUCUUGGGGGCCUUCGGCUGCAUGUGGCUUCUGCUGCAAAGAAAGGACAGGUGCUGCUGCUGCCUGCUCUCACUGAAUGCACAGAAGUUCAUUGGUCUUUUCUUUUCGCACGCGCAGUUUUGGGAUCGACUCCUGCUGCUGUUUGCUACGUCACGGAUGCCGAAGCGCUCAAGUGCAGCAGCAGCAGCAGCAGCAACAGCAGCAACAACAGCAACAGCAGCAUCACGAGCGGCAGCAGCAACAGCAAUAGCAGCGGCAGCGACAAUAGCAGCAGCAACAAAGUAGGCAGCAGCAGCAGCAGCUUAGAAACCAGUGAAGUGCUCUCAACGCGUUUCACGCUGAGACGCCUUUUUCCCCGGAGGCCAUGGCUGGACGUUGUCUGCAACGCCUCUUGCCUCUCUUCUGAAGCUCUUGGCUCUCUGCAGGACAUUCUGCCAACGGCGCUGUACAUCGAUGGCUCCAUCCAGGAGCAGCAGCAACAGCAGCAGCAACAGCAGCAGCAACAGCAGCAGCAAGAGGAGCAGAGCUCGCCGCUUGCGCGGAGUAUAGCAGAGCUUUUACAGCAGGUAAAGCCUCUUGCUGCGGCUGCUGCUGCUCGGCAGCAACAGCAGCAGCAGCAGGAUCCAUCAGAAGUCCUGCACGAUGCUCUUGGAGUGUACGACUUAAUGCGGCGAAAGCGAGGAAACAUAGAUUGA
Eimeria necatrix is the source of this 1536-nucleotide messenger RNA. RefSeq lists its product as hypothetical. Lineage: Eukaryota; Apicomplexa; Conoidasida; Eucoccidiorida; Eimeriidae. Gene Ontology annotation, biological process: regulation of transcription by RNA polymerase II. The transcript has 7 exons. The record is from RefSeq and is a predicted model, not a curated record. Gene Ontology annotation, molecular function: transcription cis-regulatory region binding. Bases 1 to 1536 code for a protein of 511 amino acids. Gene Ontology annotation, cellular component: nucleus.